Molecule: messenger RNA, 1291 nt
Organism: Micropterus salmoides (largemouth bass)
Lineage: Eukaryota; Metazoa; Chordata; Actinopteri; Centrarchiformes; Centrarchidae
Gene: cldnf
Product: claudin f
Exons: 1
Coding region: 102-851 (249 amino acids)
Biological process (GO): cell adhesion; bicellular tight junction assembly
Cellular component (GO): bicellular tight junction; plasma membrane
Molecular function (GO): structural molecule activity
Source: RefSeq, a predicted model, not a curated record
UCUGACAAACAACAAGGGAGAGAGCUGUGUCACUCCGAAAGAGAACAAGACCUGUGUGCUGAAACACUUCUCUCUCCUGUCGCAGACGAAGCCUCUUCACCAUGGGGAGGAUUGGCAAGGAAGUGGCAGCAUUGGUUUUAAGUAUCAUAGGCCUUAUUGGAGUGGCGGUGACUGCUGGGAUCCCCAUGUGGAGAGUAACUUCCUACAUUGGAGCCAACAUUGUGACAGGCCAGAUAGUGUGGGAUGGUCUAUGGAUGAACUGUGUGAUGCAGAGCACUGGGCAGAUGCAGUGCAAGCUGGAGUCGUCUAUUAUGACACUGACUGCUGAUCUGCAAGCCGCCCGAGCCCUGGUCAUCAUCUCCCUCGUGUUCUGCUUCGUCGGUGUCGCGAUCACCUUUUAUGGAGCCAAGUGCACCGGCUGCAUCAAAAAGGAUUCAUCAAAAGCCAAGGUGGUGAUCCUGGGUGGCAUUCUCAUCAUUAUUUCUGCUAUCCUGGUCCUGAUCCCCGUCUGCUGGUCUGCAGCUGUCACCAUCGCAGACUUUCAGAACCCAUUGGUCAUUACAACACAGAAGAGGGAACUCGGAUCCGCCAUCUACGUCGGCUGGGGCUCUGCUGCAGUUCUUCUGAUCGCUGGGAUCAUCCUAACCACAUCAUGUCCUCCUCAAGAAGCCAAGUAUGGAUAUCCAGGCUACCCACCAGCACAAUUGUACCCUUACGCAGGUCCAUUGACAAACCAGGCAACGUAUGCUCCUGUGUAUGCUCCCCCGUCCACAUACACAGGCACUGGAACAUACUUACCCGGCAAACCGUAUGGAGCACCUACCACAUACUCUGCUAGACAGUUCAUCUAAUAACUAAAAAGACAGAAAGAUGAUAAAGACUGAGAUUUCUGCCAUGAUUGCUUCAAUAACUUCUUAUGCCUUUAGGACGUGAAAUUGCACCAAAAUACACAUAGUUUUCCCUAGAGGAUGUUAUGUGUUCAUAUACAAUGUUGAGAUUUAAACUUAUUCACUCAAAAAUCACUGUGACCUUUGAUUAUUAAAAAUCUUUCAUUAAAUGUUUUCUCAUUUGGAUUGAUUUUGAGCUCUAAAAUACUUAAUGACGUCUUGAAGCGGAAUACUGUAUCAACAUGGCUGUGAAGGUUGCAUUGCUUUUUCAUAAGGAAGUCUGUGUCGAUAUAUUUAUUUCCUUGUUAUGCGGAGCAGACUUUGUAAAGUUUGUUUUCUGUAAAUGCCACUUUACUUAUGAGAUUUUUUGAAAGAAUUUUAAUAAAAUGUUUCGAGUAUUUUUA